This is a messenger RNA of Megalops cyprinoides (Indo-Pacific tarpon), 962 nucleotides long. RefSeq lists its product as uncharacterized. Bases 1 to 762 code for a protein of 253 amino acids. The transcript is spliced from 2 exons. NCBI's taxonomy places the organism in Eukaryota, Metazoa, Chordata, Actinopteri, Elopiformes, Megalopidae. The record is from RefSeq and is a predicted model, not a curated record.
AUGCUACCCAUGAAGAUACUGAUUGAGCAUGAAGCAAACAUGAGCUGCACCCACACAGAAUCCGAGGAGAGGCCAGCCAAUGAUGAAUUGGAGUGCAAAAUCUGUUACCAGAGGUACAAUGCUCAUAACCGCAAGCCCAAGAUCCUGGACUGUCUCCACAGGGUGUGUGCCCGGUGCCUCAACAAGAUCCUGGAUAUUGGAGAUGGAUCUCAAUUCAUCAGCUGCCCUUUCUGCCGCCACGAGACUGAGGUCAUGGAAUAUGAGGUGGCUGGACUGCCCGAUGACUCCAACAUUAUGUCCAAACUGGCCACAAAGGACAAAUCCUGGAGCUCUGACAGCAAGGAGGUAGUUCUGACCCCAAAAAACCUCUCCUCCUCUAGCCCUUCCCAUGACUCCUCCAACUGCCUGGUCAUCACCAUCAUGGAGGUGCAGAGAGACCUACAGCGUUCACCAAGCCGUAAUGGCAGCUCGGACUAUUACGCAGAGCAGAGCCUUGACUCCAUAUCUGUUUCCUCCAACAACCAGAUAGACCAGGACGUCUUCUCCAAGUUCUGCAACCAUGUGCCCAGGAUACUAGUCUGGCUUCUGGGCUUCUUCUACUUUGGUUCUCUGCCUCUUGGGAUUUAUCUGUUGGUGAUUCAGAGGGUGACACUGGGGAUUGUGUGCGUGAGCCUGGUGCCCUCUAGCCUGACUGUAUGCUUGGUGUAUGGGUUCUGCCAGUGCCUGUGCCAGGGCAUGUGUGACUGCUCCUCCAGGAGCUGACUGUGCCAGGCCCUGAUAGCCACCAGCCUCACACUGGAGGCAGAGACAUGCAGUUCCAUGAACAUCACCAAACCACCUUCAAUGAUGCUAACUGAAGUGGAAAUAAUCAUAACAAAGCAGAUUACUUCUCCCAUGCCAUCUCUUAAAAAGUUAAAUGUCAGUUGUUUCACAUCAGAACAAGCUGUAGACCGGGAUAUGAA